Molecule: messenger RNA, 782 nt
Organism: Dacryopinax primogenitus
Lineage: Eukaryota; Fungi; Basidiomycota; Dacrymycetes; Dacrymycetales; Dacrymycetaceae
Product: flavo protein
Exons: 2
Coding region: 29-688 (219 amino acids)
Cellular component (GO): cytosol
Molecular function (GO): oxidoreductase activity; FMN binding
Source: RefSeq, a predicted model, not a curated record
UGUUCUUCUAUCUCGACUUCUAUCGAAUAUGUCUGCUACACCCAUUCGUAUUGCCGUUUUCGUAGGCUCGACUCGCAAAGGCGGAAAUGGCAUCGGCAUCUCCAACUGGGUGUCGUCCGGACUUAGCAAGGUCGUCGCAUCACAUCCUGAGCUCGACGUGGAGAUCGUUCCCGUCCACUUCACGUCCCCCAACUACAUCAUCGGUCCCUUGAUAGAAGACGUCGUGCCUGCAGGUGUCAAAGAUCCGGCGAAAUACGGGAACACCGCGAUUAUCAACUGGAGCCACUUCGUGUCCUCCUGCAAAGGGUUCGUCAUCGUCAGCCCGCAGUACAACUGGGGUUAUCCCGGAGAGCUCAAGAACGCGCUCGAUCACUUGUUCAACGAGUGGGUCGGAAAGCCCCUCGCGAUCGUCACCUACGGAGGCCACGGUGGAAAUAAAGCCGGGGAGCAGCUGAGGCAGGUCACGGGAGGCGGACUGGACAUGCGUCUCGUGGAGCAGAAGGUGGAAAUCACUCUCCCCCGCGACUAUAUUGUGGGCACGAGCAGUGUCGCCACUGAUGCUUCAGUUGCGGCGACAGAGGGCAAGGACUCAUGGCUGCAGCCCUUUGAGAAGCCACUCGAGGAUGCGAUGGAAUCCCUUCUUGCCCUCAUUGUGUCACCACCCGCUGAAGAUUCCCGCAAGCAUUGAUCGAUCCAUGAAUUGAUUCCCUGUCGAUUCCCUAGACGAAUACGUAGAGAGAAUGCGAAAGAGAUUUGAACAGCAUAAGAAGUUAUAUAUAUAU